GCAAAGAUGGCGAGCGCGACAGGAGCGACUCCGAGCGGGGCGGACGACAGUCUUCAGCGGAAGAUGUCGCUGCGGAGAUGUGAACUCUGUAAUACAGAAGCAGCAAAAUACAGAUGCCCUCGAUGUAUGACAUAUUCAUGCAGUUUGGCUUGUGUGAAAAAACAUAAAGCUUUAUCCAGCUGUAAUGGAAUCAGAGAAAAGGCAGCCUUUGUUUCCAUGAAUGAGUUCAGCAACUUAACUCUUCUAAGUGAUUAUCGAUUUCUAGAAGAUGUGGGAAGAAUGGCUGACCGAGCUGCUCGAGAUGUUAUUUCUCAUAAACCAAGAAGUAAUCGAUUUGUAAACUUUCUGAGAAACCGAGCUCGAAGGUACAAGAUCUGCUUACAAACUUUACCAAUUGGAUUCACAAAGAGACGAGAGAAUUCUACAUUCUAUAGCAAUAAGGAACAAAAGUUCUACUGGCACUUGAAGCUCAUAUUUCCUCACAGUCAUGCUAAAUUCACAGAACAAAGGGUGCCAGACGAUAAACCAUUGUGUGAUAUUUUGAAGACAUAUAUUGAUCCUCAAGAAUCUGAUCCAGUCAAGCAGCAAAGAUUAAAAAUCUACACAAUGUCUCCCCAGUCAAACAUACAAGUUCUGAUGAAAGUAGAAAAUAGGCCACAUAAUUCCAUCAGGUAUGAAGAAUUGGAUGCCAGCAAAAGCCUUCUAGAGAAUUUGAAAGGGAAGGUUGUAAUUGAAUAUCCAACUCUGCAUGUGGUAUUGUGGAAAUUCAAGACAGAUAUGUUGAUUCUUGGCCAGAGCAUGAACAAAGAAAUCAAUCCAUCUAACAAAGACCCAAUUAAGGAAAGUUCUUCUGAGGAAGAAGGGGAAAUCCAUGAUAGCUCCUGAAGAUACCAAUGCAGAUACAGAUUGGAGUAUUUUAUAUUACACUUAUCAUUUUAAAGACAUAUUCAGCAAAUAUAUUUGUUUUGUCAUUUUUUUUAAAAAAUCCCAAAUA
Molecule: messenger RNA, 994 nt
Organism: Candoia aspera
Lineage: Eukaryota; Metazoa; Chordata; Lepidosauria; Squamata; Candoiidae
Gene: ZNHIT6
Product: zinc finger HIT-type containing 6
Exons: 10
Coding region: 7-885 (292 amino acids)
Biological process (GO): snoRNA localization; maturation of LSU-rRNA from tricistronic rRNA transcript (SSU-rRNA, 5.8S rRNA, LSU-rRNA); box C/D snoRNP assembly
Cellular component (GO): nucleus; pre-snoRNP complex
Source: RefSeq, a predicted model, not a curated record